This is a messenger RNA of Seminavis robusta, 3105 nucleotides long. The record is from the annotation of a GenBank genome assembly. NCBI's taxonomy places the organism in Eukaryota, Bacillariophyta, Bacillariophyceae, Naviculales, Naviculaceae.
AUGCCGGGCAUUCAAGCCAUGUGGAGUGUCCGCGAAAAUUACGCCAGUCCGCAGGAUGCCUAUCUCGUACAGUCGUUUGUUGGACAAACGCGCGUCUUGGGUGUCACCACAUUGACAGACGACGACAGUCAGCAAGACGAGCCGCAAGACAAGACCAUGGAGGAAAGUGGCGACGACGAUGAUGACGAAGAAGCGGGAGGAACCUUGGAAGAAGUUGAAUUGCAAGGAUUGGAUGCGAAUGCUACGUCGUUGUAUGUGGGAAAUGUACAGCCAGGAGAUGGAUUGUUGCAGAUUACAGAAGCAGAAAUACGAUUAAUCUCGCUUCCCAAUAAGGAAGGAGGAAGUGUUGGUGAGGUGUUGGAUACCUGGACGCCUCCGGGUUCGGCUGGAAUGAUCACUGUCGCGGCUGGGAAUGAAGCAGGCCAAGCCGUAGUGGCCACACCAGGUGGAACCCUGUGGUAUUUGGCAGUCAACGAGGAUGGCACAAAGCUCGAGUCGUUGCAUCAGAAGCAAAUGGAUCGAGAAGUUUCUUGUUUGGAUGUGCACCCCUUUGCAGGCGGCAAUAACAGUGACACCAUGGACGCUUCCUCUUCGGACCAACCACGACAACGAUUGCCACCGAAAAAGAGCUCCAUUGUGGCCGUUGGAUUGUGGGAUGAUUUCACAGUUCGUCUCUUGGCACUCAACAACGAUUUGCAGGAACUCCAUCAAAUCCACCUCAGUACGGAUGAUGAAGAGGAGGAGGAGGAGGACCCAUCUGCGAUGAUGAGUGCGGAAGAAUCGGCAAUGGCAAGACGACACCGCAACAACAUGAUGGCACGGUCCUUGUGCUUGAUCACGCUAGAUGUGAGUAGUAGCAGCAGCAGCCAUCACCACGGCGGUGGAGGAGGUCAUUCCUCGUCACUUGGCAAUGCGCAAGGCGUGGAUAUGUUGUUUGUGGGAUUGGGUGAUGGAACGGUUGUCUCCUUUGCAGUGGUGGUGAUGGCCGAAAAUGAGCGUGUGUCGGUGCAGUCCAAAAAGGAAGUCUGUUUGGGAACCCAGCGUAUCAACCUCAUCCCCUUGCAAACAGAAUGGGGUGGCACGUGUGUCUUGGCAACUGGUGACCGGCCAACAGUGAUCUACCUUGCUGGUGUCGGCAGCGGCGCAACUCCCGGUGGCGGAAGCACUGGCGCUACGGCGUCGUUCAAUCCUAAACUGUGCUAUUCCAAUGUCAACUUGCAAGUAUCGGAUGAUGAAGAAGCAGAAAACGUCAGUCGCUCUGCUUCCCAGCAAACUAUUGCGGUCAACGUAGCGGCGCCAUUCUUCUCCAGCCUUCUCUUUGAUGCUGGAUCUUUGGGAUCGCAGUACUAUUCCUUGUGUGUUGCCGAUGAUGCGAAUUUGAGACUGGGAGUGAUUGAUGACAUUCAGAAGCUUCAUGUCACCACCUGUCGCUUGGGGAUGGCUCCUCGUCGAAUUGUGCACUGCCCCGAUGCCCGAAUGUUCGCGGUUGGAUGCAUUGAGAGUGGCAUCAAACAACUGGGGCUGGGCGGAGAAGAGCACAAUAUGGGCAACUGUGUCCGGUUCUUGGACGACACGACCUUUGAUGACAUUGAACGCUUUGAUUUGGAGCCGUAUGAAAUGAUCCUCUCCAUGACUUAUGCCAGCCUUCGCGUUCAUUCGCCAACAUCAUCUGCAUCUACUGCGACAGACACAGAAGGCGGUGUCAAUUCUGGCGAUCCCACCGGUGAUGGAUCCGGGGCUUCCAACUUUCGAACGUACUUAUUGAUUGGAACUGCGUAUGCCUUGCCGGACGAAGAUGAACCGACGAGGGGCCGAAUCAUGGUCAUGUCGUGUGGAGGAAGUGGCAUGGAAGAAGAGGCAGCCACUUCCAACAAUGCCCGGGCCAUUCGACAAGUCACGGAACUGCAGGUUCGAGGCGCGGUGUACUCCAUGUCUCAGUUCUACGAUGGAAAAGUUCUUGCUGCUGUGAAUUCAAAGACUCAGAUUCUUCAGUUGACGGACGAUGUCAAUGCCGGCGGCAUGAAGCUGAACUUUGUGGGUGUUGGCCAUCACGGCCACAUUUUGAGUCUGUUUGUGAAGAGCCAAGCGGGUCGUCAGGCCUCUCUCGCAGCCUCCCCAGCAUCAGGCGAGGAGCAGAAGGGUCCGGCGGCUGUUGCUUCGGUCCCUAUGGACGUGGACAAUCCGCACAAGAAGAAAAAGCCAGCUCCAGCCUCGGAGCAAGAAAUGCUGGCAAUCGUUGGCGACUUGAUGCGGUCUAUUUCAGUCGUCCAAUACUAUCCUCAGCACGACACAUUGGAAGAGAUUGCUCGCGAUUUUAACACGAACUGGACCACAGCCAUUGAAAUGCUCAACGACGACGUGUACCUUGGAGCCGAGAACUGGAACAAUCUCUUUGUGCUCCGUCGCAACACCAAGUCUCAGAGCGAGGAGAUUCGCUGCCGCCUUGACACUAUUGGAGAGUUCCAUUUGGGGGAGAUGGUGAACAAGUUUAUGAAGGGAAGCUUGGUUAUGCCUCACAGCAGCAACAGUGCAGCCAAUACGAGGAAGUCGACGCGUCGAGGAAGCGUUACGUCUCCAACAAAGAAAAAGACCGCCGAUGGUACGAGUCCAUCCAAGGGUGGGCAAGGUGCAGCUGUGCGCAUUCGCCGUCCUCCUGUCGUGAUUGGUAGUCAGACGCUGUUUGGAACUGUGGAGGGAACUUUAGGUUGCAUUCUUGGCUUGGAUGUUCGGACUGCGGCAUUCUUUUCGUGCAUCGAGCGAGCCAUGACCAAGGUUAUCAGGCCUAUUGGAGACUUUGGCCACCAGAAGUUCCGUGCCUUCGAUGCUGAGCGACGAAUCCAUCCUCAUCAUGGAUUUGUGGAUGGGGAUUUGGUCGAGUCGUUUUUGGACCUCGACCGUACGACUAUGGAUGCCGUCGUCAAAGAGAUGAACAGAGAUGGAGGUUGGGAAGUAGAUCGAGGUACCAUGUCUCCUUCAAGUGGCCGUGAGGGAGGAUCAGGUGGCGACAAGGGAGAUGCCAACCCUGACGUCGAUCCUGUGGAUCACCCUGAACUAGUAGUGGAGGACGUGGUCGCUAUGGUCGAGGAAAUGGCUAUGCUCCAUUAG